UUCUCCGGCAGUGCUCGUCGUGCGGCCCAGUGUUGCUGUUAGUCUCGUGCGCCGCGAGUUCUGUGUGCAGUCGAACAUGGAAGUGUCUCGCAUCCAUCGUCGGCCACCGUCCCUUCAGCGCCAGAGUAGCAUCCGGCUCUGGGAUCUCGGGUGGGGCCUUUGGGGAGCGUUCAAGUUCGUGCUGGCGUCGCUGCUUGCCGGGCCGCUGCGGCGCGCCCGUCUUCUGAGCGGGGAGCCCGACACGCCUUCUUCGCUGACGUCUUCGCCCGAAAAGCAGUCGUCGCGGUGGGUCUCGAAGAGCAGCUUCAAGGCAUCCCAAGUAUGCGGCGGCCGCCGCUCGUGGAUUACGUGGGUGGCGGUGCUGGCCAGUCCGCGCGUGUGGCUGAGCGCCGCCACCGGUUUCGCCUGGUUGCUGGUCGCUCGCUGGACGUCGCUGAUCAACUUGACCCUUCGCUGGAUCUCCGCUUUCUUGGCCGCGCUCAAGGAGGCCGACGCCAAGAGCACCCGACGCCUUGAGGAAGAACUGCAAGGCCACGUACGGGGAUCUACACAUAGAGAGGUCUGCAAGGACGGAGGCAAGAGCUGCGCCCACUGUAGUUCAACCUUCAAUCUUCUCUUCAACCGGAAGCUGGUGUGUCGGGAGUGCGGCCUCUUCGUGUGCCGAGACUGCGCCACAUACGACUCUCGAGACCGGGGAUGGUACUGUCGCCUCUGUGAACAGCAGAGGAGCCUGCGUGCACAGUCCUGUGAGUGGUUUUACGAAAACGUAAAGGUCAAAUUCAACCAUUUUGGAAGCACCAAGGUUCUGCUUUCCCUCUAUGGCCCAAAGAAAACAGAUAAGGCAUCUGAUUUGGGAGCUACAGAGCAAGAAGAAUCUGAUGUUCAGCAGCAUGUGGAAUCUGUAAUUGAGAGCCUCCUAGGCGAAUCACUAGAUUCUGCCUCUGUGAGUCGUCUCUACAGGCACCCUCUUUAUGAAAAGACGUUUACUGAUCACAGAGAAAGUCUAUUGGAGGGUGUUUCUCAGUUUACGCGAGCCCUUCUCAUUGCAUUGCAGGGAAAACAGUGUGAAGGAGACCUGACACCUACAAGCACGCAUGCCAGGCUCAAGGAGCUGAUAUUUAAUCUCACUAAGGAUGUGGAUGCUCUUCCCGCCCUGCAGGAGGAAUGCAAGCCAAAAACGAAAGAUGCAUCUGCCUCUUCUGAUGCUUCGGGCAGUGAAGAUGGCGACGAUGUUGUUUGCGACACUUAUGAGGAGCUUCUCGUUGUUGCUGUCAUCAAUAAGGCUGUUGAAAUGGCUCAACGUAAGUACGCGACGGACGGUUCAACUGGUGAUUUGAAAAAUGCCUGCGAGCCUGACAUCAUCAGGACAGCGAAGAAAGAUCAUAUUGAUGUUGGCUGCCAAUCUGACAUCCCGUUGUCAGACUCUGGACAGGAAGAGGAAGAGUUCACGGAGGAAACUGAGUCUGACGAGUUCUUCUGGUCACGUGUCAAGGAGGACCCGUUUAAAUAUAUCAUUGAGGAGAAAAUUGAGGAGGAAAUAACUGAGGCUUACACGGAAUCGGACGACGACAGGACUAGACCUCUUUCUGACCCCGAGGAAUGCACCAGCAGUUCUCGCAUGCAAGUUCCCUUCACCCUGGAUUUGUCUCGAGAGCAUAGGGUUCCCUUUCCAGAGAUGGGUGUGGACAUUGUCACUCCCUAUGCCUUGGACUCGGAUGAGGAAGAGCUGGAAGGAGAUGAUGUCGACGGCCAUGAGGGCAGUGUCAAAGGCAGUGAUGAUACGCCAGCUCGUAUCUGGACAACAUGUGUGCAGGAUUGGGAGGACAACUGGUUAUUUCGACAGCGCAAGCGCAACGCUGCCCUUGGUGCCUUCAGGGGUGGUCGCUACGCUGCCUACUACGACCCCAUCAACAUGGUCAUUCCUAAUCCCUCAGAUGAUUGUGGACGGGUACGAUUGGGAAGCAAGGACCUUGAUGAACUUUCAGAAAUGUCUGAGAAGCUCUCUGUUGGCUCUUUAGAAUUGUCUAGUGCAUCGGACUCUGAAGAGGACUUGGGUGCAAAUGAAGUUUUUGAUAAGGAGCCCACGAUAGUAGCCGCCAUCAAUGGUAACGGCAAGGGUGCCGCAGAGCCACGGAAAUCUGUAGAUGCUCCGACCAAUUGGAAGUACAAGUCACUUGUAGAGGAUGAAAAAGAUAACAAGAGUUUUCCAAAGCCACAGCUAAGAGCCUCGCUGCAAAUGGUGCAAGACUACAAGAGUUCUGGGAGGCCAUUGACAUCAACGCCAAAAAAGGACAAGAAAGAGCAUGUUUCAGCUGCCAAGAUAAUAUUGAAACAGUUGAGGAUACCCGCCUACUCUGAACCUGGUGCAAGAAAGCAGUGCAAGGACCCUACACUGCGCUUCAGUUUGCAGCCAGAAGCCGAGACCACUUUGCAUUGUGGAAAGAUUGCCAAGUUUGUUUGUGAGGUGUCAACACCCAAGCUUCUGGGUGUUGCCUGGUUUCGAGGCAAAGAUCAGCUGGUGCCAAACGACCACUGUCGGAUUACUAGGAUCCGUGGGAAAGAAUACGUCUUGGAGCUUUACAAUGUCGGCAAAAGUGAUGAAGGCACCUACUCUGCUGUUGCAUACACCGACAAAGACGAGGUCUGGUGCGACUUUGCCUUGGCUGUAAGAGCUACGAGCCGUGCCACAAACGCACCCGACUUCACGGUGGCUCCGCACAUAGUGGAGUUGACUGGAGAUUCCUGGGUGCAAAUUUCAUGCACCGUGAGUGGUUACCCUGAGCCACGAGUUUGGUUCCUACGGGAUGACCUACCCCUUCCUGACAGUGAAGAGGAAAGGUUCUGUGUAGAGAACAAAGGCUAUGGGGAAUGGUGUUUGAGGAUGCAAAGCCCCACACCUGAAGAUGAGGCCAAAUAUAUUGCUGUGGCUGGAAACAGUGCUGGCAGAGCUCAUAGCUCAAUCUCCUUCCGCCUGUCUGAUCUGAAGGUGAAGCCAGCUUCCAAGCGACCAGUCAAAGCAUCCGGUUCUCACGUAAAUAAUCGCCAACCUUCAAAGAGCACCGUGGAAAAGGCAGAAUCUGAAGGAAAGCUGCCAGUCGGGCGGCAACCACCUGUGGUCGUACAGCGCACAUGGGCUGAGCGCCAGGCAGCGAUGCAGCCUGCUAAGGCUGCGAGUGGGGAAAGCUCUCUUACUUACGACAACACAUCAACAUUCAAGAAUGUUGAUGAGCAGACAGAGCUUGUGCCUUCGGUUGAACUGCUGAAUGCGCCGCCAAAACCUGGCACUAUAGCCGAGCGUGAGCAUGCCAAGUGGCUUAAUGCCGUGCCAUUGCCAAACAACCCUUACAGCGUGGAAAACUUGUCGAGGCGUGCCAGUGAAAGCCGCCGAGACUCCUUGACCACUGCCAAAACGGGCUCGUCGUUCGACACACCACUCGAAGAUGACAAUGACGAAGACGGUUUCUGCUCACCUGUGCUGCCGUCUUCCUAUCUACGGGAUUACUACAUCAACAAUCCUAAGCUUGUGGCACAAGUGGAAGCCUCAUCUAUACGACGAUCAUCUAUACAAAGUGCUAAAUCAUUGACGUCUUCUGGGGACCCUGAGGAAACUCUGCAUUCUUUUGAAGAACAGGUUUACUCUAGUCCUAGAAAGGCAUUCCGCCGAACAGCUCAUGUGCAGACACUCACAGCAGCUGUUAGCACUCCUCACCUAAACAUCGAAGAUACAACUGGUUCCAGCAUGGGUGCCUUUGAUUCUGUCAAUGGGACGGGGCGUCGGCGUCGAAGGUCUGAAGGAGAGGAGGAGUUGGGAGAGGAGCUGGGCAACCCAUCAUUGCCCUCAGUGCGGGAACUGGUGCUCAAGUUUGCCAGCCAGUCUGCUCAGUCAGCCAUCGAUGGCUCCAAUUCAGAGAGUCUUCCCAGUCCGGGUCAAGAGUUUCAGAGCAUAUUUCCUGAUAAGAAGGUGAUCUUAGAAGAGAAGGCACUCAAUGGCCAGGGGAGCCCUAUUCAAAAGGAACGUCAUCUAGCAGCUAAAAAUCAAGAUGCUUGGUCAAUCAAAAAGGAUUCUGAUGAGCCAUCAGUAAGACCCCAGCCGCUACCGAGAAAAAGCCUGGUACACAGCCUUACAGCACGCAGCUUGCCUCGGGAGUUCAGGGAGCACGCUCAACGAAAUCUUGUUCCACGCCAGAUGAACCGCACUGUUGUUACAUCGCCCGCGUCCCCACCUGCUUCAGGAACUCUAUCUGAACAAGUGUUCCAGCCCCAGCCACUGCAAGUUCCAGCAGCCAACAACAACAACAGCAGCAACAAUAAUAAUGUUUCAGGCACAGCAGCCGGGGAUGUCACACCUGGUUAUGCCUCCGAUGAGAGUUCUACGAGCUCGUCGAUGGGUGGAGGUAGUGGGGUUCCUAGGCAUCCCUCGAGCAGCAAGCGCCGUCCUCGAGUUGCCGCUGCUCGUGGAAUUCUCCAACGCAGCUCCUACUGGGACCGCCGGGUUGAACAGGGACUUCUUUCAGAUAGUUCGGUUACUGAGGAAUUCCCUCCACUCCAUGAGGGCCACCCCGACAAAACCACAAAGUCCUAAGGGUUUUGGAAUGGCGAUUGUGCUUUGCCUUGCCAUUAUGCCAUUUGCACAUGUGAACGCCAACGUAUAUUUCGGGGUAUGCCACUUUUACAUAGUUAUUUCUCAUUAUACCCGGUUUUUUGUUUUUUUUAUUUUAUUAAGUCUUGACGAUUUAGUAAAGAAAAAUGCUGUUGAUUCUGCUUGAAACCUUUUUUUUUCUUACUUUUACAUGCAAAUGUGGCAUAUCAUUAUUAUCAUCCCUGAGAAUGGGUACUGACAAGUUUUGAGGUGCACUCCCCACAUCCUUCCUUUUUUCUUUUUGAUUUAGCGCUUUCACAUAGCACACAUUAUCGUUUCUGUUGAAAAUAAGAAUGAUGACACAAUGUCUAGCUUUUUUUUUACAUUUCCUAGCUUAGAGCAUUCCAUUGUGUAAAAGCAUCAUUGUCUGUGCAAAAUUUAGGUUUUGUCAAUGCGUAAGAUAUAUUUUUUUUAGUGAUAAAAGUGAAUAAGAUAAAUGUCCGUGUUUUGUUGUAUUUGCCAGACUGCUUGUGCCAGUGUGAUGCAAAAUGUGCGGAACAAAUUAUAAUUGCAGAACAUGUCUGCAGUGUGUUGUAAACAUCCUUCCUUUGAUUGUUGAAUGUGUCUUUGGAGGGUUGCAGUAUUUAAUGAGACUCUUUGCUUAUUACUGUGUCAAACUGGCUAAGCUGCAUUCAUUGAGGAGCGUUGGGCCUAUGUAUUGGUUUAUGCCAGCAUAGGACAUCAUUUGACCAUCACCUAAUGGUCAUUUCCUGCCUACUGUACUUUCAUUGCACAUGGUUACUUUUAUGAAAGCCCAUUCAGAAAAAGUAUCCUAAUGUAUGGCUGACUGUUCUAAAACAGUUUUGCCGAUCGCCUCGUGUUGCAUUGCCUUUGUGCAAGUGAUUUCAAACUUUUGAACUGCAUGGAUGUUGCUGUGCUGCUAUUGUCCCAUGAUUAUUACUUGUGCUUUAUCAUUGUGUGGCGUCAAUAUUUAUAGAACAACUGAGGCCACAGCUUCGCACAAUUUUGCUCUCGUCGCACAAGUCUCCUCGUAAAUUUCACAUGAAGUGUUACUAAUUGCUUGGCUGCUGUGUGCUUUUAAACUUGUUCAUGCCUGCUUUUGAUUAGCAUGCUGUUGCUGUGUUUUGCACAAACCAGGUUUCAUUAGCAUAAUGUUUCUUUUGCACCUGCAGUAUGUGUAACAUAGUGGCUAUGAAAGGGGCAGAUUUGCAGUGGAGGCAGGUGUGAAAAGGAUGACUGGCAAUCUAAGUUUCAUGUUGUAUUUGCCAAUGAAUUGUGUAUUAAUUUUGUUUAGCCCUGUGAAUGUGGCAUUUCAUCAACUGCAGAGCAGUAGAUGAUUUGCAAAGGAGUGAGACUAUGUCAUCAUUAUGUAACACUUAUUUGUUUGUUCAGUACAGCGAUCAUGACUUGGCAUGCCUUAACUGCAGGAGUUACUCCUUAGUGGUUCUAUCACCCUUGCAGCAGAGAACUGUGAACUUGUCAUGAUUCAGUCAUAUUACUUGAGGCAAGUGCAUAGCACUCGUUUGUUUCAAGACAAUUUGCUGAAGUUAGAAACUAAAUUGGUUAGAAGUUGUGUUUUUUUUUUCUCAGUGCCAAAAGAAUAAGGCUGACAAUUUGUAAAUUCUGGGCUUUCACUAUACUUUGUUCAGCAGCAGUUAAAAAAUGGAAAAGGCUGACUUGACUAUAUCUUUAAUUAUUAUGCUAACUCUUUACUUACUGGUAAAGGGCUACAUAGUUUGGUGCUUACAUUGUGGACAUUAACUAGCUAAUCACUUUGUUCACUGUUUUCAUGGCCGCUAUGAAACAUGGUAGCUAUGUGCAGCUUUUAGUGAUCGAUUUAUUGUUUUCACUUGUUUCACAGUGUAGUGUGAGGGGUGUCUAGUGUGCCUACUUGCCUCAGGAAGGUCUUUAUAGUAUUUUGUAUGUAUUUAGGCUGUAAAGAAAUUUAUACAUAGAUAUAUAUAUAUACACAUAUAUGUACACCAUAUAUACACCCUGUAUGUAUACAAAGAUUAAUUGCCUGGGAACUAACAGAGGGUUCAGGUAAUUACGUGCUAAAGGACCACUGACAGAUAUGUUUUUAUGUAUUGAUUAUUGAGCACACAGCUAGUCAGGGUUAGUGUGUGUGUGUUUGUGUGCCAUAGCAACAUUGCUGUGGACAUAUGGCAAACAUUCCAGACAUGGCAGGCAACGCAUGCUGCUCUUUUUCAAGUGUGUGCCCUUGCCUCAAUUUAUCUUCAUCUGGGCUGUUGCCUUUACCACGAUGGAAGGCAUUCACAUUCCUGCAGUAACACUUUGUUCAUGAAGUGCCUUUCGGAAUCUCCUCAUCAGAGCUGCACAGUAUUUUCACCAUGCAGGCACACUGCAUGUACCUGUUAUCUUGUAUUAUGUUUUCGCUCUUCUCGUUGUGCUGUUGCACACACCACUUUUGAUUGUGCAUUUGGACAAUUCCAGAAUGUAUUGUUUGUGAUAGUAUUGUUUCAACCGCCUCUGAUCAUGCCAAGGCAGCAGCAUACCUGUGUUUAAACACAUUGUCAUUAACUCUCCUGUGUAGACUGGUUGCUAAAAUUUUUUUUUCUGAAUUGUGCCUUGCACAUUAGCUGGGAACAAAAUCGGGCAAAUCUGCUGUUUCAAUUUUGGCAGUACGUUUUUGCUAACUUGAUGCUGUGGAUGGUGAUUGAAGGCCUUUGUACCUCUCGCCUAGAGCUUCCUAGCCUUGCUUGAUUUCACAAAAACAAGCUUUUUUGGGGCUUUUAUUGUCCUUCACCCCUUUUGAUCAUGGCAGCUUGGAAUAGCCGUCCAUUCUAAAGUUCUUUGCUCUUAUCAUGAGUGUCCCGUGCCUUCUGCACCUUUAAGGGUGCCUGCAAGUUGACACAACUGUUUCAAGUGAAAGGCUGCAGUGUACAGAACCACUUCCUACAAUGUGUUGGUGCCAGUGUGUGACUGUAAAUAAUCUUGCACAAUCUGCAGUGGGCGGUGUAUUAAAUAAACACUGUACUUUU
Molecule: messenger RNA, 7602 nt
Organism: Rhipicephalus sanguineus (brown dog tick)
Lineage: Eukaryota; Metazoa; Arthropoda; Arachnida; Ixodida; Ixodidae
Exons: 27
Coding region: 77-4582 (1501 amino acids)
Biological process (GO): intracellular protein transport
Cellular component (GO): cortical actin cytoskeleton
Molecular function (GO): actin binding; myosin binding; small GTPase binding
Source: RefSeq, a predicted model, not a curated record